UGUUUAGUUUACUGAGAAUAUCUUGUAAAGAAAAUUUUAAUUUGAGCUUUCUUAAAAUGGAAAUGGAAAAGAUAUUGAUGCCAGCAAUAACAAGGACAGAUUCAUUUCCUGAUAAAGGAAGAUUUCAGUUCAACUUAAAUUUUAAGGAAGAUUUAAGAAAGCCAACAAAAUCUUGUCUUUAUACAUACUCCCAUCGUUUAAAUAAACUUUACGUGCAGCCAAAUCACAUAAUAGAAAUCCCAUUCACUUCAUUUUAUCUUGAUACUAAAAAAAAUUGGAAUAUACAGAGUUUUUUAAUAUUCAAAAGUAUUGUUCAUAGAAAUGAAGUGGUAAUGAGAUGUCCAAACCACCUUGAACAAGAUAAAAACACAGAAAAAAAACAUUUUGUUUUGCAAUGCCAGGAACCAAAUACAGAAUUUUUCGUACCUAAGAAGCUAAUCUUUCCAGGCACAAAACAUUAUAUUAACAUUUUGCCGAUUCCAGGAAACAUAUUACCUAAUGAAGAAAACUCUUUUUCAUUGAAAUUUAUUUUUGCUUGUUCAAGUGUAUGUCAAGGUGGGAUAAACAGGCGACCGUUAAUUCUGGUUUUCAAUCUAUGUGAAAGAGCUGAUGUGGUAGAUCAAAUCAUGAUGGAUAUUAGUAUAUGUUCUUGUCCUGGUAGAGACAGAAUAAAUCAAGAGGAAAAACAAAUAAACCGUUUAACCACUAUCAAAAAAAUGCAUAAAAAAAGGCGUUUUUCAGAGGGUUGUUCAAAUACUUUUGGAAAUAGUUCUUGUAAUGAUGAAUGUACAAGCAUUGUUAAAGAGAAUGAGGAUUAUGAUGAUAAGGAUGAUGAUAACCAACUUUAUACAGUAACAGCUAGUUCUGAGAAAAACUUAGCGUUACUAGAAAGUUUUAACAAAUUAAUGGAUGUUGCUUCUUUUCAAUAUCCAUAUAUUUUUCAAAGCAUCCAAAAAAGGGUAAAAAGCUCUUCCACAAAUGAAUAUAUUGGAGAAGAAAAAGCCAAUCACAAAAGAGCACAAAAAGUAUGCAGCAAUGAAAAAUCUGGAAUGUUUAACACAAUACAAGAACUUAAAAAAAUAUCUUAUCAACUUGAUAUGCUAAAAGGAAUAAAAACAGAUGCACAUCAUUCAUGUUUUAAAUACAAAAAUGAAGAGCAAUUAUGUAACAAUAAUAACCCUGAAGUUGAGUCUUUGUCAAAAUAUCUUCUAACAGAACAUUAUUUUUGCUAUUGGUGUUCAACUUUUUAUUAUAGUGCGAGUAGUAUUACUUGUCAUUGUCUUCACCAAAAUAAAGCUAUUUUCUGAUAAAUAAUAACGGAGGCCUGGAACCUUAUAUUUUUAGAUUUUUUAUUUUUUAUAAGUGAAUUUGUAGAUAUUUUGUUGUUCAAAAAAUAAAAAUUUUUAUUGCUUCU
Messenger RNA from Hydra vulgaris (swiftwater hydra), 1414 nucleotides. Its product is annotated as cellular tumor antigen p53. The record is from RefSeq and is a predicted model, not a curated record. Gene Ontology annotation, biological process: apoptotic process; regulation of transcription by RNA polymerase II. Gene Ontology annotation, molecular function: RNA polymerase II cis-regulatory region sequence-specific DNA binding; DNA-binding transcription factor activity, RNA polymerase II-specific. Gene Ontology annotation, cellular component: nucleus. Lineage: Eukaryota; Metazoa; Cnidaria; Hydrozoa; Anthoathecata; Hydridae.